This is a messenger RNA of Stylophora pistillata, 2422 nucleotides long. RefSeq names its product kinesin-like protein KIF28. Lineage: Eukaryota; Metazoa; Cnidaria; Anthozoa; Scleractinia; Pocilloporidae. Gene Ontology annotation, biological process: microtubule-based movement. The record is from RefSeq and is a predicted model, not a curated record. Gene Ontology annotation, molecular function: microtubule motor activity; microtubule binding; ATP binding.
UGCCUGGAGGAGUAGUCGGCAGUCGUGAAUUGCAGUAGGACUCUGUAACAGAACAUAAAACCAUUUUAAUUGGACAUUGAAAGGAGAGAGAUCGCAUAAAUCUACGCUAAACCCGCUAUGGCAGAGUCGGUGAAGGUGGCCGUCCGCGUUCGGCCUUUCAACUCGAGGGAGAGGGACCGAGCGGCAAAAUGUGUUCUCGAUAUGAUAGGAGCACUGACACAAAUCACAGAUCCAGAGAAUCCAGGAAACCCGCCAAAAGAGUUUACGUUUGACUUCUCGUAUUGGUCUCACGAUGGUUUUCACGAAGACGAAAACGGCUAUCUUGUCGCCGAUUCUGAUAAGUACGCCACACAACGCAAAGUUUUCGAUGACUUAGGUCAGGGUGUCUUGAAUAACGCUUUUGCAGGUUUCAACUGCUCAUUAUUUGCCUAUGGACAGACCGGUGCUGGAAAGUCAUAUUCCAUGGUGGGAUAUGGAAACAACAAGGGCAUUGUUCCCAUUACAUGCGAUGAGCUGUUUCAAGCGAUGGAAAAAGGAGCUGAGGGAGUUAAAUACCAAGUUUCAUUUAGUAUGUUAGAAAUUUAUAAUGAACAAGUGCGAGAUCUUCUAGUCAAGAGCAACCCCAAAGGUGGUUUGCAGGUGCGUCAAAACCCUAAGGAAGGGAACUUCUUUGUUCAAAAUCUCAAGAGAGUGGCUGUCGUUGAUUAUGCCGAUAUUGAACGAAGAAUUGAAGAAGGUACUGCUAAUCGAACAGUAGCAGCUACGCAAAUGAAUGCCACAAGUUCCCGUGCUCACACAGUGGUAACCAUCAUAUUUGAUCAGAUAAGCAAGAACGAGUCAGGACAGGAAACAAAGAAGAGUAGUAAUAUAAACUUGGUUGAUUUGGCAGGUAGUGAAAGAGCUGAUAGCACUGGUGCUACUGGUGACAGACUUAAAGAAGGAGCCAACAUCAACAAAUCCCUUUCAGCUCUGGGUAAUGUGAUCUCAGCCUUGGCUGACUUGUCCAUGGGUAAAAAGAAAGUGUUGGUACCAUAUCGAGACUCUGUUCUUACUAAACUGCUUCAGAAUGCUUUGGGUGGUAACAGUAAAACAAUCAUGAUUGCUGCACUGUCUCCAGCUGAUAUCAACUAUGAUGAAACACUGAGUACUUUAAGAUAUGCAGAUCGUGCUAAAAAAAUCAAGAACAAAGCAGUGGUUAAUGAAAAUCCAAUGGACAAGCUCAUCCGUGAAUUGCGAGAAGAAAAUGAAAAACUAAAAAAAAUGUUUGAAGGUGGAGGACUGCCAGAUCUUGGUGCUGGAGCUGGAGGAAUGAGUGAGGCUGAGAAAGAGGAAAUGCGGAAGCAGAUGAAAGAUGAACUCCUUGCACAGAUGGAAUUUAACGCACAGAGCAUGAUGAGCUGGGAUGAAAAGGUCCAGAUGUCUCAAAGUGAUUCCUCUGCAGGAGAACAAAGUGAAAAACAGAAGAAGGUACAAAAUGUGCCACACUUGAUUAACUUAAAUGAGGACCCCAUGCUGUCUAGAGUCAUCUUUCAUUUUCUGGAACAGGUGGAAACUAGGAUAGGAAGGAAAGAUGCUGAUCCUGUGCCUAACAUUCCUCUUACUGGCCUGAGUAUCUUGAAGCAUCAUGCCUUGGUUAAGACAGCAAAUAAUGAAAUAACCAUUGAGCCUGGAUCACCUGGGGCAAAGAUAAAAGUAAAUGGAAUGCCACUUACUGGAGAGCGUGUUCUCAAGCAUAAUGACCGAAUCUUGUUUGGUUCAAACCAUAUGUAUUUCCUGGUAAACCCAACCAACAAAGAAAAAAGUGAGGGAACUCCAGACAGUGUUGACUGGGAGUUUGCCCAAAAAGAGAUCGCUCAGGCUAAGGGUUUUGCUACUGGAUUUGGAAGUGGACUUUCCAAAGAUCAACAGCGUGCUCAGGAACAAGUGCUAGAAUUGCUUCCCAUCGUCAGUGAGGUGAACGCCAUCAGUGAAGAACUCAACAAGCACAAGACAUUUGAAGUUAUCCUGAUAUCAGGCGCAGCUCAGGGAGGUGAUUCAGAAACGAAGUAAGUUCCAUCAUUGCUUGGCAAGUCAUGUGAGCAGUGAGCAGUCAUGUUACUGUUAAGAAGUGUCCGAAAGCAAUGAGGCACUGAGCGGUACACUAGACUCACAGAUUUGUUAUGGUGAGAAAUAUGCGAUAAUUAAUGGGGAGAAGUGGUGUUACGAGUGUGGUUUACGGUUAAAGUUGUGUUAUUGGGGAGAUUUGAAACAAAGUCAAAAAUUAGCGUACAGUCCUCACUUGGUGCUUAUCUUACUAACUCGUGGAUAAGCCGCUGUUUAUUUCAAGUAAUAAUCUGUUGGUCAAGAAUCGGUCGAAAGUCCACCAAUGUUGUUGUUGUUGUUGUUCAUUUAUUUGUUUAAACAGGUUGAUUAAUUGGCAGCU